Molecule: messenger RNA, 1831 nt
Organism: Daphnia pulex (common water flea)
Lineage: Eukaryota; Metazoa; Arthropoda; Branchiopoda; Diplostraca; Daphniidae
Product: cyclin-dependent kinase 2-associated protein 1-like
Exons: 3
Coding region: 628-1671 (347 amino acids)
Cellular component (GO): cytoplasm; nucleus
Molecular function (GO): protein binding
Source: RefSeq, a predicted model, not a curated record
AGUGUGGACUCUGCAUCAACAUUUCAAUAAUUUCACGUUUUGACAUUUCGUUCUCGACUCUUGUUAAGGAGAACAUAGACAGAUAAUUGUGAAAAUUCAUCAGAGUUUUGUGAACAGAGUAUAAUGGAUGACGAUGUCCAGGCAUGUCUAGAUACACCAUUGUCUCACAUCAACGGAGGGGGCAUUUCUUUCGUCGUUCCUGAUCCUGAUUCAAACUCCUCUGGUACUACAGUUUUAAAAUUAUUAUGUCUCAUGAAACAGAAUUGAGCUGGAUCUUGGUUUUUUGGGGGAGAUUUUCACAGCAAGAGACGGAAAACGUUUUUCUUUAUAAAAAUUACACAUAUUUCAUUUUUCAGGUGGUGCUCUGCAGAAUCAACAGCAAGUGCCACAAUCUAAAUAUGCACAACUUCUUGGUAUACAUUACUCUACAUUAUACAUAGUUUUAUUGAUUUAUUUGACUUUUUGAUUGCAGCUGUAAUUGAGGACAUGGGAAAAGAUAUCCGUCCUACUUAUGCUGGGAGCAAGAGCAGUGCAGAACGCUUGAAGAGGGGAAUUGUUCAUGCUCGCAUCCUAGUUAGAGAGUGUUUAUUGGAAACCGAGAGGAGUGCUAGACAGUAGACAACCAAAAUGGAAAACAUAAGAAAACUUGAGUCCUGGGACACACAGCUUUAUGCUGAUGUGUGUGAAUUCUGUCCUUUUGAACCUUAUCUUUCUAUAGCCAUCUGUGGCACCUAUCAAUUGUGUGAAAGUGAAGCGGCUCGCGUCGGUCGUCUCAGUCUCCAUUCCGUCGAUCCCGAAAACAUUGAUUUGACUCCUAUUCAACUAGUUGACACUCCCGGCAUCCUCGACGUGAAAUGGUGCCGUCAAAAAUCCCACAAUCAAAUAUCUUUGGCCGUUGCCAAUUCGAUCGGCCAAAUCGUCCUAUACAGUUUCGAUUCCGACAUUUCAAUCAAGCAGCAGCACGUGCAAAACAUUGGUGAUGGUGGUGCAGGCCGUUUAGCUUUGUCGUGUGAUUGGUACGAAGGUUACAAGAUUGCCGUCAGCGACUCUAAAGGUGAAGUGUCGUGUCUGAAUGUCAGCGUUGAAGGAUCGGAACCGAUCAGUAACUGGAAGGCCCACGAUUAUGAAGCGUGGGUUGCCUCAUUCGAUCGCCACUCUGACCAGCUCAUCUAUUCCGGCGGCGAUGAUAGUUGCUUCCGUCUAUGGGAUCUUCGUGACACGACCAGCCCGGUGUUGGCCAACAAGAAAGCUCACCAGAUGGGGGUGACGAGUAUCGAAACAUCACCUGUCGACAGUAACAUCUUGGCUACUGGCAGUUAUGACGAGAGACUGUUGCUAUGGGACAAGCGUCACAUGAAAAGCUGGAUGAGCGAAACAAACCUUGGAGGGGGUGUCUGGAAGCUCAAGUGGGAACCCGGUAGCGCUCGCCACCUUUUAGCGGCUACGAUGCACAACGGUUUCCAUCUGAUUGAUUGCUGCCGCCCUUCCUUGGAAAAGGACGCGAAUCCGCUGUCGUUCGAUCCCAAGAUUGUCGCCUCAUAUCGAGAGCAUUCGAGCCUGGCUUACGGUUGUGAUUGGGCAAGACUAUUGUCACCAUCUACUGGACGGCGGACGAUUGCUUCGUGCUCCUUUUACGAUCACUCUCUUCACGUCUGGUCUUGGCUACCCUAGACGCAAUUAGAUUAUGGACGACCGACGCUGAUCUUUCACCCUCCUUAACAUUUAUCGUUUUCCUUCUUAUUAUUUGUCAGAAACGUUCGACUACGGUUAGAUUUAACAAUCGACAAAUUGUAUGUGCGGAGCGAAAUGGAUUAAAGAAAGUAACGCAAAA